This is a messenger RNA of Alosa alosa (allis shad), 4317 nucleotides long. RefSeq names its product NACHT, LRR and PYD domains-containing protein 12-like. The transcript has 15 exons. Bases 92 to 4216 code for a protein of 1374 amino acids. Lineage: Eukaryota; Metazoa; Chordata; Actinopteri; Clupeiformes; Clupeidae. Gene Ontology annotation, molecular function: protein binding. The record is from RefSeq and is a predicted model, not a curated record.
UUGAGACGUAGCGGACAGACAGGCUUUGUUGGAUGUAGACGUCUUUGAAACUUGAUAUUUCACUAGAGGAACCUAUUUCGUGGUGAGCGUCAUGGCUGUGAACUCUCUGGACCUGCUCUUCAGAACUCUGGAUGAGUUGGAGUCUGCAGAGCUGAAGCGGUUCAGGACGUACCUGUCUGAGAGGACGGUGGAGGGGUUUGAGCCCAUCCCCAGAGGAAAGCUGGAGGGCAAGGAUGCUACAGACGUUGCCUCUAUGAUGAAGAAGGCCUAUGGGGAGGAAGGCUCAGUGAAAAUGACUCUGACCAUCCUGAGGAAGAUGAAACUCAACAACCUUGCAGACAAACUAGAGAGACCACAGACACAGAGACCUCCAUCUCCAGUGCCCAGCGGUGUGUCCAUGAAUUCCAUGCCUGAGCAUCCUACCUUCAGUAGUGGACCAGUCCCAUCAGGACUAAAGGAUGUUGCAGAGUCAGGAGAUAGAGAUGAUGCAAUUCUGCAGGAAGUAAAAGCAAAGUACAAAGAGUGGAUGAUAGAGAAGUUUGGUAAGAUUCAUGAGUGUAUUGAGGAUGGGAAGAACAAAACACUCCUGAGAAAGAUCUACACGGAGCUCUACAUCACAGAGGGAGAGAGUGAAGGCGUCAACACUCAACAUGAGAUUCGCAGGAUUGAAACACAAACAAAAUUCCAAAGGGCAAAUGAAGACAAAAUCAACUGUAAUGACAUCUUUAAGUGUUUACCAGAUCAAGAGAAAAUUCGAACUGUAAUGACCACAGGCAUUGCUGGCAUCGGAAAAUCUGUAUGUGUGCAAAAGUUCAUUCUGGACUGGGCAGAAGAAAGGGCACAUCAGGAUGUUGAUUUCAUAUUUGCACUUCCAUUCCGUCAGUUAAACUUGAAACAAAAUGAUUCAUACGCUCUUCUCAAACUCCUCCUUGUCUUCCAUAAAUUGAAUGAAAAUGACAUAAAUCCAGAUGUGCUUUGUAAGUUGAAGAUCAUGUUCAUCUUUGAUGGUCUGGAUGAGAGCAAACUCCCUCUGAAUGUAGAACAAGACAUGGAUGAUCCCCUGAAGACUGCAUCAGUGGAUGUGUUGAUAACCAACCUCAUCACAGGAAAUCUACUGCCUAAUGCGCUUAUUUGGAUAACUUCCCGGCCAGCAGCUGUCAAAAUGAUCCCUCCUAAAUACAUUGACAGGUGGACAGAAGUACAAGGGUUCAAUGACCAACAGAAGGAUGAAUACUUUAAGAAGAAGAUUGAGAAUCCAGCAAAAAUGGACACAGCCAUCGCUCACAUUAAAAGGUCAAAGAGCCUCUACAUCAUGUGCCACAUCCCUGUCUUCUGCUGGAUCUUAGCAUCUGUGCUUCUGAAAAUGAUCAACCAUACCAGCACCAGUGACUUGCCUCAAACACUGACUGAGGUCUAUAUUUGUUUCCUACUCACUGAGACAAACAGGAAGGGCCAAAAAUAUGGCAAAGGUUUUGAACGAGAUGAUAAAAAACGCCUGAAGUCCAACAAAGAUGCUAUUUUGAAAUUAUCUGAACUAGCAUAUAAAGAACUGCUGAAGGGUAAUAUUUUGUUUUAUGAAGACAAUUUGAACGAGUGUGGCAUCAAUGAAGAAGACAUUACAUUGUACUCUGGCAUGUGCUCUGAGUUCUUCAUGAGUGAGUGUGCUGUUGACCAACGUAAAGUCUACUGCUUUGUGCAUCUGAGCAUUCAGGAGUUUCUGGCUGCAUUGUUUGUGUUUCACUCCUUUGUGACUAAGAACACAGAAGCCCUGAGACAAUUUAUCUCACAAGAAUCUCUUUCCAACCUUUCCAUGGCUGAGUUUUUAAGAACUGCAAUAGAUAAAUCCAUGCAGAAGGAAGAUGGACAGCUGGACCUUUUCCUCCGCUUCCUCUUGGGCAUGUCACUUGAGUCCAACCAGAAUUUCCUACAAGGCCUUCUGACACAUACAGAGAGCAGUUCAGACAGUCUCAAGGAAACAGCCGAAAAUAUCAAAAGAAUUCUGAGUAAAGACACAAAAGUCCCUGAAAGAUGCAUGAAUCUGUUACUCUGUUUAUUGGAGAUGAAGGACAACUCCCUUCAUCAGGAGAUUCAGCAGUACAUAGACUCUGGAGAAAAGCUCUCACCUGCCCAAUGUUCAAGACUGGCCUACAUGCUUCUGGUGUCAGAGGAAACACUGGAUGAGCUUGACCUGGCUAAGUACAAGUCAUCAAAUGAGGGUCGUCAGAGACUGCUUAUAGUGGUGAAGGCUUGUAGGAAAGCACGAUUGGUUGGUUGUGAUCUUAAAGAGGAAUCCUGUAGGGUCCUAACAUCUGCUCUUCAGUCCGAAAACUUCCUGUUGAAAGAACUGGACCUGAGCUCUAACCCUCUGAAGGAUUCUGGAGUGAGGUUGCUGUCUGUUGGGCUGAAGCAUGCUAACUGCAGGCUGGAAACACUGAGAUUGGUUGGUUGUGGUCUCACAGAGGAAUCCUGUGAGGUCCUAACAUCUGCUCUUCAGUCAGAACACUCCCUGUUGAAAGAGCUGGAUCUGAGUUCUAAUCCUCUGAUGGAUUCUGGAGUGAGGUUGCUGUCUGUUGGGCUGAAGCAUACUAACUGCAAGCUGGAAACACUGAGACUUGCUGAUUGUAAGAUCACACAUAAUUCCUGUGAGAUUGUGGUGUCAGUUCUGCAGUCAACAAACGCCCUCAUAAAGCUGGACUUGGGUGAAAAUGACCUGGGGGAUUCUGGAGUUAAGCUUCUCUCUAAGGGACUAUCUAGUCCCGACUGCAAACUGCAGACAUUAAGGCUUGCUGACUGUAAACUCACAGAUAAAUCUUAUGAGAUGGUGGCUUCAGUUUUACAGUCACCAAACUUCCUGCUACUGCUGAACUUGAGUGACAAUGACCUGGGGGAUUCUGGAGUUCAGCUCCUCUCUAAGGGACUGUCCAGUUCCUACUGCAAAAUACACACAUUAAGACUUACUGACUGCAAACUCUCAGAGAAGUCCUGUGGAAUUGUGGCUUCUGUUCUACAGUCACCAAACUCCCUGAUAGAGCUGGACCUAAGUCACAAUGUCCUGAGAGAUUCUGGAGUUCAUCUUCUCUCUAAAGGACUGUCUAGUUCCCACUGCAAACUGCAGACAUUAAGGCUUGCUGACUGUAAGCUCACAGAUAAAUUGGGUGAGAUUGUGGCAUCAGUUCUACAGUCACCAAACUCCCUGCUACAGCUGAACUUCAGUAACAAUGACCCUGGGGAUUCUGGAGUGCAGCUUCUCUCUAAAGGACUGUCAAGUUCCAACAGCAUACUGCAGAUAUUAAGGCUUGCUGAUUGUAAACUCACAGAUAAAUCUUGUGAGAUGGUGGCUUCAGUUCUACAGUCACCAAACUCCCUACAGGAGCUAGACUUGAGUGACAAUGACCUGGGGGAUUCUGGAGCUCAGCUGCUCUCUAAGGGACUGUCCAGUUCCUACUGCAAAAUACACACAUUAAGGCUCUCUGAUUGUCUCAUCUCAGAGAAGGGUUGUGGUGUUCUGGCUGAAGCUCUGACUUCAAACCAUCUAAAAGCGCUGGACUUGAGGCACAACACUCUUGGAGAAUCAGGACUGAAGCUGUUAUCUGCUAGACUGGAGGAUCCCUUCUGUAAACUGGCGAUACUUGAAACUGGGGCUUCUGUAAGCAGAGCACGGCCACAUUUGCGGAGAUAUGCCUGUGAUCUCACACUGGACCCAAACACAGCACACAGAAAUCUCUCUCUCUCUGAGGGGAACAGAAAGGUGACAUGUGUGGAUGAGCAGCAGCCGUAUCCUGAACACCCAGAGAGAUUUGACUUCACAUGGUAUCAGGUGUUGUGUAGAGAGGGUCUGACUGGACGCUGCUACUGGGAGGCUGAAUGGAGUGGAGAUGAUGGAGCUGAGGUAUAUAUGACCUAUAAAAGCAUCCAGAGGAAAGGGAGGAGUGAUGACGUCUUAAUGGGACGGAAUGCCAAGUCCUGGAAUCUGUACUGCUCUCCUGGUCUCAGUUACUCUGUCUGGCACAAUGAUAAACGCACUGACAUACCUGCCCCCUCCUCAGACUCCAGAACAGUAGGAGUUUACCUGGACGGGCCGGCCGGCACUCUGUCCUUCUACAGCGUCUCCACUAACACACUCAUCCACCUGCACACGUUCCACUCCACAUUCACUGAGCCCCUCUAUCCAGGGUUUGGGGUUUAUGAUGAGGUGUCCCUGCGCAAGAUCACAUGAGCUCGUCCUCCAACAGCACGUCCACAUGUCACCCUUUCUCUCUACUCCCCCUCCCUUCUCUUCUUCUCUUCAUCCCUCUCUCUUCCCCUUUUACUCUCUAC